Messenger RNA from Brassica rapa (field mustard), 3446 nucleotides. RefSeq names its product keratin, type I cytoskeletal 9. The record is from RefSeq and is a predicted model, not a curated record. Lineage: Eukaryota; Viridiplantae; Streptophyta; Magnoliopsida; Brassicales; Brassicaceae.
UUUAGAAGACAUAAAGAUAAGUCUGCAUAGACCCGUCCAUGAACCUAUACACAUUGACAUUUUUUGGGUAGAUCCCUUGUACCCAUAUAUUCAGUGAUGUCAAUUUUUUUACAUAUUUUAAUAGCAUGGUUAUCACUAACAUUUAUGUAUUUUCUUUAUGAAUCCUAUCUACCAUUAUAAGAAAAUCUCCUUCUACCAACUAUGGUGAUAUAAUAUUAUUUUGUAGUUACAACAUUUCAGCAUUCUUAAUAACAAUUAUACAAUAGAGAUUCCAAAAUGUUUAUGAUUGAUUUUUUUUUAAAAGAAGUUGAAUUAUAAAGCAUUUUAUCAACCAAAUUAAUAAGGGGGCGUGAGAGAAGUCCAUUUGAAAUAUCAUUUUCAUGUACAGUGGUGGAACCAAAUACACUCGGAAAAGUAGACAGAUGGGGUUUUCCUGUGGAUGAAUUUUCAUUAUGAAUUAGAAUCUCUUAGAAAUAAAAACCGAAAAGGUCCCAACCAGUUUAUAAAUCGUUGAAAAUUAAAUUCAACUCUCACAAAAAUAAGAUUUUAAGACAAUCGUAGACUCAUCAUAGUGCACCCUUUACAGAAAAACCCAACCACCGCCACUGGAUUAUAUAGAAGAAAAUACAGAACUGCUCAAUUCAUAUGGAAAAUUAGUUGGAGAUCUAAUAAAUAAAUUAAAUAAGAUUGUUUGUUAAGAUUUAUAUAAAUUAAAGGGGAAUUCUAUAAAAUAAACAUUUUUUAGUUCCAAAUCUAGCAAUAAUAAAAUAAUACAUUAUCUUAAACUUCCAAUAAUGGCACACAUUUUUAUAUGAAAAUGAGUAAACACAUCUUUCUAACAAUCAAUGUUUUGAAAACCGGAUUGAUUAUUGAAUACCAACUCGAUUGACUGGUUAAACCAGUUUAACCGGUCAAAUUAUUCUUUUAAAUUAAAUAUAUAUAAUCAUAUAUAUAUUUAUACUAUAUCGAUCUCAAAAAUAGUUAUGCAUAUGAUAUGUUUUCUGUUCUCUUUAAUUAAGUAAAAAAUAAAUAAUAAAAAUAAAUCUAGCUAUAAAUACAAAAUAAACUAAUACUAUAUAAAUUUAAAUUGAUAAAAAUAAAAUGAUUGACCUUUCAAAUUACAAUAUUUAUUUAUUCUUAUAACUAAUUCCCAAAUUUUAUGAAUAUGAAAAAAUGAGAAUAUUAUAUGAUUUUCAAAAAUAGAAUUUUUACAUUCUCUCUUGAGAAAUAGAAUUAAAUAGAAAAGCAAUUAGAUAGUGAUAGUCAAACAUUUAAAAAUAAAUUUUAAUAACAAUUAAAAAUACAUUAAUUAUGUAUUAUUUUUUGAAUAGAGUUUUGAAGUUAACUGUGUCAUCGUUUUACCAUCUUCUAGCCGGUUUUACCGAUUUUUUAAAUUCGGAUUUUAGACUGAACGGGAGUCGGCGUCUUCAACGAAUCACGGUUGGAUGAUUCAAUCGGCCGGUCCGGUUUUAAAACACUGCUAAUAAUUUUUUUGGAUAAAUUUAAUAAUUGAAGAAAUCUAAAUUUUAAACCGAAAAUAGUGAACCCACACGGAAUAUUUUAAUUUUGUGAUAAGUAUUUUAUGGUGUUCAUAAGAAAUAAAAGUGAUAAGUAUUUUAUGUAACAGUUUGUGUUAUUUCGGAAGUUUAUAUUUAAUAUGGUAAACUUGAAUAUUGACUUUCAAAUGUGCCAAUUUAAGAUUUUUCUCUUAGAUAAAAAGUAGAUGAUAGUUGAGGAACUUAAUGGCACUUUCUCUUUAGCUACGAGUGGAAAUAUUAUCUGUCAAUACAUUUUAUCUGUCUGCAAUAAAGUCAUUUUUGGGUUUGCAUUGCUAAUUUGCAAUAGACCAUCAUGAGAAAGGACCGACCAUAUUUAGAUAACUAGAGAACUUUGAGAUAGAGACAUGAGUAUUUUUUUUCUUUCUAUAUUUUAAUUUAAAAAGUAUUUCAUAUUAUUUCAUAUUAUUGACCUUAUUAAUCUCUUUUAAGUUACAGAAUGAUAUCAUAAUGUAUCUCCAAAUUGAAUUGAAAUCAAACACUAUUUAAAAUGCAUGUGGCUUUGUUUUCAACUAUCACCAACUUCUACUCCAAAUCAAUUAAAUGCAUUUUGUAAACGGUUUAAAAAAACUUUUUCCUUUUAUACUCUCAUACAUAAGCAUAUCUAUAAGACUAUAACCAUUCUCUUUUUUUUUUGUGCAACCAUCUAUAACCAUUCUCUAUAAAUAAAGAAUUCUCUUUUCUUCAUGAACCAUUGAAUCAAAAAUAUCAAAUCCAACGCCCACUCAAAAACAAUGACAACAAAACUCAUUGUCCUCUUCACGCUCUUGCUUCUCACACUAACACUUUCCCACUCACGCCCGACCGGACCCGAAUCUGUCUCGGAUCAGCUCAAGAAAAGCUCCAAAGGUAAUAAUAACAAGAAUGACAAGGGCUAUGGAUCAGGGGGAUACUUUGGGCCCGGAACCGGAUCUGUACCAGGAACUGGCUUUGGAUUACCCGGUUUCACAGGUAAGGAUUGGGGAAACAUUGGUGGUGGAUAUGGUGGUGGUUACGGCGGACCUACCGGUGGAUACAACAAAGGAGGUGUGGUGAGACCAACGGUGGUGUGUAAAGAGAAAGGUCAUUGUUACAUGAAGAAGCUGAGGUGUCCGGCCAAGUGCUUCAAGUCUUUCAGCCGCUCCGGGAAAGGAUACGGUGGUGGUGGUGGAGGCGGUGGCUGUACCAUCGACUGUAAGAAGAAAUGUAUGGCUUAUUGUUGAAAUGUAACGCCUACGGAAAAUGUUUUUUUUUUUGGUUAAUGAGAGGCAUUAUUUGGCAUGUUUUAAUUUUAUCUUACAAUAAACGAUAUAUCUAUCAUGUCAUAUGGUUAAUUUAUCCAUAAUAUUUAUCAUCCUCUCAACGGUAUUGCAAGCUUCCUUUCAACCAAUACUUCCACCACUCCUGAUCUUUGUAACUUUGUUAGGAAAAAUUAGAACAAGAUUAUGUGAUUUAUUGUAACUUCUUUCUCUGCAUAGAAUGCGAUCAUUCAAAUUUAGGAGAAUUAUGUGAAAUUAUAUCUGAAAACUCAAACAUUGACUGAUUCAAGAUGUAAGAUGGGUUCUUAGAAAGACUAAAUAAUUCUUUGUUCAAAAAAAAAAGAAAGACUAAAUAAUUCAUGAAUGGUUUCUAAAAUGGCAAAAAAUGUUAUGAAUCUGAACUCUAAACUUUUGAACAAACAAAUUUACAUUACAUAAAGGUAUCAAGAAAAAUCAAAUCAUUUUUUUUUUUGCUUACAAAGCAGAGAGACGUGAAGACAGAAUCUAAAAACGAAAGAAACAGUGAAACUUACAUACAAACCAAGUGUUACAGUAAGCUCUCUCACACGGCAGCUCUCAGGGCUCCUCUGGCCGCUUCUCGUCUCAGCUCAUCUUGUUUCCCGCUGCCUCGGAAGUACAUAUACACUUGCUG